Penicillium macrosclerotiorum is the source of this 1068-nucleotide messenger RNA. Its product is annotated as putative NAD binding Rossmann fold oxidoreductase. The record is from RefSeq and is a predicted model, not a curated record. The coding region runs from base 1 to 1068 and encodes 355 amino acids. Lineage: Eukaryota; Fungi; Ascomycota; Eurotiomycetes; Eurotiales; Aspergillaceae. Gene Ontology annotation, molecular function: nucleotide binding; oxidoreductase activity. The transcript has 2 exons. Gene Ontology annotation, cellular component: cytoplasm. Gene Ontology annotation, biological process: NADPH regeneration.
AUGUCUGCACACAGAUUAAAGAUUGGCUGCGCCGGUCUUGGUCGCAUGGGCAAACGCCAUGCCAAGAACUUCCUUGAACGAACUCCUCGGGCCCAGCUGGUCGCUGCCAGUUCACCCGAUCCUACCGAGCUAGAAUGGGCCAAGAUACAUCUCGAGCCGUUUGGUGUGCGAUUGUAUCAGAACUAUGACGACAUGCUGAAGCAUGAAGGCCUGGAAGCCGUGGUGGUUGCAUCGGCGACCGCUGUGCAUGCCGAGCAGGCGAUCAAGGCGAUCAAGGCUGAUAAACAUGUUCUUUGCGAGAAGCCGCUAUCCACCAGCGUCGAUGUGUCCCAAUCCGUCCUCGAUGCAGCCUCCCAAAAGCCCAACCUGAAGGUGAUGUGUGGCUUCUCUCGCCGCUUUGAUGCCUCCUACCGCGACGCCUACAACAAGAUGCGUGCCGGCGCAAUUGGAGCACCCUCUGUGCUCCGCAGCCAGACCUGCGACAAGCUCGACCCAUCCGGGUUCUUCGUUGCAUACGCCCAAUUCUCGGGCGGCAUCUUCGUUGACUGCUCGAUCCACGACAUUGACCUGGCGCUGUGGUUCUUCGGUGCGGGCAGCAAGGUCAAGUCCGUGUCGGCGGUGGGCAUCACGGCUGUGGAGCCGGACCUACGCAAGCAUAACGACCGCGACAAUGCAGUCGGCUUGGUCGAGUUCCACGACGGCCGCAUUGCAUACUUCUACGCGUCGCGUAUGAUGGCCGCCGGCCAGGAGGACACCACCGAGAUCAUCGGCACCAAGGGCAAGCUAGCCGUCAAUACGCAGCCGGCUGUCAAUCAUGUUCACAUGUACGACGACACGGGCAUUCGGCGGGAGCUCCCGCAAACCUAUUAUGAUCGCUUUGAGUAUGCGUUCGUCACAGAGGCGAAUGAAUUUACGGCCUCGGUGCUGGACAAUAAUCCGCUUCCGUUGGACCUCACAACUGCUGUGCAGGCGGUGCGGAUUGGCGCAGCGCUGCAGGAGUCGCUAAUCAGCGGGCAGAAGAUCUCCUUCGAUGAGCAAGGGAACCGUACGCAGAUGGCUCGUCUAUAA